GCAAUCAGGAAGCAGUCGCGAUUCUUCCAGCGAGUUUCACAACAACUUUUAAUCAUGACAACAUUGUCCGUUUUAUAAAAUCGAGUCGAAAAACAACAGGCGACUCAACUAUGACACAGAACCACGUGACCGGGAUGGAGAACGCCGCCGUGUCCGUCCUGAAACGGGCGGUGGAGCUGGACCACAGCGGCCGCCUCCCGGAGUCUCUGGUCUGCUACCAGGAGGGAAUCCAGCUGCUGAUCGACGUGUUGAAAGCAGCUGUGAAGGAUGAUUCCAAGAGAGGACACUACAGAGAGAAGACACAAGGCUACAUGGCCCGAGCCGAGCAGAUCAAAGCUCUUGUCAGCCAGAUGAAAGAGGACGGGAAGUACCAUGAGCAGAAUAAAAUACCGGAGGAUGCUACAGGUCAUAGCUACGAGGUUCUGUUCAAGCCCUACAUCAGCAGCUUACUGACGGAGGUCUGGGUGGAGGACCCAUACAUAAGACACACCCACCAGCUCUACAACUUUGUUCGGUUCUGCGAGAUGCUGCUCAAAGCGCCAUGCAAGGUGAAGAGGAUCCAUCUCCUCACCUCACAGGAUGAACAGGACAGCAGCCAGCAGACAAGAGCUUUGGCUGAGCUCAAAGAGAGUGUCAGUGCUCAUGGGAUGGAUCUGGAUGUGCAGUACUCCUCCACCAUCCACGACAGGGAGAUCAGGUUUGACAAUGGUUGGAUCAUAAAGAUAGGAAGAGGAUUGGAUUACUUCAAGAGACCUCAGGGCCGCUUCUCUAUUGGAUAUUGUGACUAUGACCUCAGACAGUGCCAUGAGACCACUGUCGACAUUUUUCACACCCAACACACCAAAACACUAUGAUAUUCCUCAAGCUGGAUUCACUGUUACUCUAACUCAAGGGACUUCAUCCACUUUCCUGCCUUUAAUACACACACAUACUCAUCUGCUCUACUGAUGGAUUUUUGCCUUCAUGUAAACUCUAAUGAUCAGAAUCAUCUUACAUUACGCAUCUCGUCGCUGAUACGUAUUAACUAUCGACCAACUAUGUGAUGGAAUUUUUUAUAUAUCUUCCCUGGAUUCGUCUUCAUCACUUUUGAGGCAUCUUUUUGAGGGUGUCACACCGCCACCUGGUGGAAAUGUUUCUAAAUAUUUUUUUUUAAUUUAUUAAAAGUGCUUGUAUAACAUCAUAA
This is a messenger RNA of Limanda limanda (common dab), 1183 nucleotides long. RefSeq names its product MIT, microtubule interacting and transport, domain containing 1 (gene mitd1). Gene Ontology annotation, cellular component: midbody. The record is from RefSeq and is a predicted model, not a curated record. The transcript is spliced from 7 exons. Lineage: Eukaryota; Metazoa; Chordata; Actinopteri; Pleuronectiformes; Pleuronectidae. Bases 111 to 854 code for a protein of 247 amino acids. Gene Ontology annotation, biological process: midbody abscission.